UAAUUAACAGUUGGGCUCGAACUGUAGUGGUGGCGCUUUAGCGCGUAUAUUAGUAGAGAGAGCACUGUCUGAAGAUAAAAGCUUGGAGGAGAGUUCAAAAAAAUUGUCUAUAUUCAUUUAUGACGAGUUUUGCGUUGAGUUAAUUCAUACCAUCUCAAAAUUUUUUUCUUUGAAUAAUUAUUAUGAUUAUAUAGAAAGAGAGAAAGUAUUUUUUCAGCUUUUCACGAGCUCUGUCGUGAUUGGAUCGAUACAGAAACCGCCUACACUCUUACAGCAUCAAAGGGAGCUCGCAAUAAAGAAGACAACAAGAACCAAAACAGUCUUCUUCUGUAGUUUUAAAUAAAAGGAAAAUCUUCUUAAAUCCUCAUUUGAUGAAAUUUCGCUGAUUUCAAGCCUGGUUUUCCGCUAUCUUUCAAUUUCCAGUUCUGCUCUUAGAAACAAGGUAGGAAAAAUGUCCAGGCCUCUGCAUCGAGGUGUAUCUGGAAUACGGAUCUCAGGCAACAGCAAUGAUUUUUGGGACUCCCAAGUGAAAGCUAAAACAGAAAAGGAUGAUUUGGAUAGAAAUCGUUCCCCUGAUCAGAGCUAUUUAUCUCUCAGGUUUCCUUUUCGGCUACUUUUUCCGGAUAGUUCUCCUCUCAAACAUGGUGUCACUGAGAAUGGUUUUGCAUCUGAUCCCUUCAGUGUUGGAACGCCGAGAAGCCGACAUAAGUUAACAAUGCUAUUUUUGAAGUUAAGUUUAAUUGUGAUUGUGAUUCUUGCUCUCACUGGAUCAUUUUGGUGGACAAUCUCCAUUUCAACAUCAUCCAGAGGUCAUAUAUUUCAUGGUUAUAGGCGACUUCAAGAGCAGCUUGUUUCUGAUUUGUGGGAUAUAGGGGAGCUUUCACUUGGUCCUUCAAGGUUGAAAGAAAUAGAAUUCUGCCCUGAGGAGUCUGAGAAUUUUAUUCCUUGCUUUAACGUUUCAGAAAAUCUUGCUUUGGGUUAUUCUGACGGUAAUGAGUAUGAUCGAUUGUGUGGACAUGGUUCAAGGCAAAGGUGUUUAGUUCUUCCACCUGUGAACUAUAAAAUUCCUCUUAGGUGGCCAACUGGGGGAGAUGUCAUUUGGGUUGCAAAUGUUAAAAUUACUGGUCAAGAGGUAUUUUCCUCUGGCAGUUUAACCAAGAGGAUGAUGAUGCUGGAGGAAGAGCAGAUUUCUUUCCGUUCAGCAUUGCUAAUGUUUGAUGGUGUGGAAGACUAUUCCCAUCAAAUUGCAGAAAUGAUUGGACUGAGAAAUGAAUCUAACUUCAUACAAGCUGGGGUCAGAACCAUCUUGGACAUAGGAUGUGGUUAUGGUAGCUUUGGAGCACAUCUCUUUUUCAAACAGCUUUUAACCAUGUGCAUUGCCAACUAUGAGUCCUCAGGCAGUCAAGUUCAACUCACUCUCGAAAGGGGCCUUCCUGCAAUGAUUGGCUCUUUCAAUUCAAAACAAUUACCAUAUCCAUCUCUUUCAUUUGAUAUGCUGCAUUGUGCACGCUGCGGUAUUGACUGGGACCAAAAAGAUGGUAUUUACUUAAUUGAAGUUGAUAGAGUUCUAAAGCCUGGUGGAUACUUUGUGUGGACUUCACCUCUUACCAAUGUUCAGAGUUUUCUUCGUAACAAGGAGAAGCAGAAAAGGUGGAAUUUUGUUAGUAAUUUUGCAGAAAGUCUCUGUUGGGAGUUGAUGUCACAACAAGAUGAAACUGUUGUGUGGAAAAAGACCAUUAAAAAAAGUUGUUACAACUCCCGGAAGCCUGGUUUUGGUCCGUCAAUCUGCAGCAAAGGACAAGAUGUUGAAUCUCCAUAUUAUCGACCUCUUCAAAACUGUAUUGGUGGAAUGCAUAGCCGCCGAUGGCUUCCUAUUGAAGAGAGGACAACCUGGCCUUCUAGGUCUAAUUUGAACAAGAAUGAACUAGCUUUAUAUGGUCUACACUCUGAAGAACUCAAUGAGGAUAAUGCGAACUGUAAAACAACUGUUCGUAAUUAUUGGUCUCUUCUAUCACCCCUAAUAUUCUCAGAUCAUCCUAAGAGACCUGGUGAUGAAGAUCCUUCUCCACCUUAUAACAUGCUCAGGAAUGUGCUAGACAUGAAUGCUCGCUAUGGUGGUUUCAAUGCUGCAUUGCUGGAAGCAGGGAAGUCUGUCUGGGUCAUGAAUGUAGUCCCAACAAGCGGACCCAACUACCUUCCCCUGAUUCUUGACAGGGGCUAUGUUGGUGUAUUACAUGAUUGGUGUGAAGCAUUUCCAACAUAUCCUAGAACUUACGAUAUGGUGCAUGCAGAAGGACUUCUAUCCCUUGAGACUAGUCAAAAUCGGAGGUGCACCAUGCUUGAUCUAUUCACUGAGAUAGACCGGUUGCUUCGUCCAGAGGGUUGGGUAAUAAUCCGCGACACAGCUCCUCUAAUUGAAUCAGCUAGAGCUCUAACAACGCGAUUGAAGUGGGAUGCCAGAGUUGUAGAAACCGAAAGUAACAGUGAGGAGAGACUCCUUAUCUGUCAGAAACCUUUCUUUAAGAGACAAGCAAGCUGAGAACAAUCUCUCGAGGAACCCCAAGUUAAAGUUCUUGGUAUUCAAAUUCAUUUUGUGCAUGUUAAGUAUCAACAUAAAGCUCCACCGAGGAAGGGGGAUACCAUAUAUUUUGAACAGAAAGAAGAAAGCAGAAAGAUAGUAGAGGAAAAAGAAAAUGAAAUCUUUUGAUGGGACCAACCACAACUCCUAUGGAGCCGUAAGGCAUACAUAGGGCCUUGUAAUUACUUCAAAAUCCGAGGCACCAUUGCAAGUGAAUUCAUAGGAUUAGAUUUAAAUAUUCAUGUCAUGUCUCAGUACAACAAUACAACCACAUGAUUAAGAUUGUGAAAGAUGAUUACAGAAUAAGCAAGUGCUACUACCUCUGCAGUACAGAAGAAGAAAAAAAAAAGUCCUUGGCAGUGCAUUUGUGAUGAAAUUUGUUUUCACUUCAUUUUAUCAUUUUCUUCCAUUUCAUUUACCUUCAAUGGAAACUAAUUUUGAAUAGCAAGUGAAUUGAACCAUUUUCUUGCUUUGAGUCA
This is a messenger RNA of Theobroma cacao (cacao), 3057 nucleotides long. It is a transcript of the gene TSD2, whose product is annotated as S-adenosyl-L-methionine-dependent methyltransferases superfamily protein. The record is from RefSeq and is a predicted model, not a curated record. Lineage: Eukaryota; Viridiplantae; Streptophyta; Magnoliopsida; Malvales; Malvaceae. Gene Ontology annotation, cellular component: cytoplasm. Gene Ontology annotation, molecular function: methyltransferase activity.